Colossoma macropomum (tambaqui) is the source of this 2269-nucleotide messenger RNA. It is a transcript of the gene stx11a, whose product is annotated as syntaxin 11a. Gene Ontology annotation, biological process: intracellular protein transport; exocytosis; synaptic vesicle fusion to presynaptic active zone membrane. Bases 368 to 1252 code for a protein of 294 amino acids. Gene Ontology annotation, molecular function: SNAP receptor activity; SNARE binding. Gene Ontology annotation, cellular component: endomembrane system; SNARE complex; synaptic vesicle. NCBI's taxonomy places the organism in Eukaryota, Metazoa, Chordata, Actinopteri, Characiformes, Serrasalmidae. The record is from RefSeq and is a predicted model, not a curated record. The transcript is spliced from 2 exons.
AAUCUUUGUGCUUUAGGAAAGCGCCUGCUUGGCUAACUAGUGCGGUUCCAUUAUUACCUCACCGACGACUUACCCUUCUGUGACCACAGAUGAUCACGACGUUUAGUCCGCCUUUACAUUUCCCUCAGUCAGAGCUCAGAGUUUGUUGUAAUGCUGAGCAAAGUCUGGUCUCGAUGAGCUCAGCCAUAUCGAGGCUGAGUGUAGAAAGCUCGACCACUGCUACUUUCGGAAACUCCCACUAAGUCGCUUCUCUGCUGUUUCCUGCAACGAUGUGAGAUGAAGGAAGAGCAAGUUUAAAAGCUUUGUUCAGUUGUGUUUUAAACCAACAAAUUCUGGAUAGCCGACAGAUCAUGAAAUAAGGAGAAAUAUGAAGGACAGACUGUGUGACCUUAGUGAUGUUCAAACCAAACUCUCGCAGGAAGAGCAUCUUUCAGCAGAAAAUGGAGAGAACAUAGACAAUGGCGAGCUGGAGCAGCAUGCGGUGGUGUUCGAGGGUGAGGACGUCAUGGACGACGUGUUCAGGGAGGUCCAGUCGAUGCACAAAAAAAUAGCUCACCUCAGGAUGGAGGUGAAGAGGCUGGGCAAGCAGAACACUCGUUUCCUCACCUCCGUCCGACGCAUCAGCAGCAUCAAACGUGACUCUAAUGCCAUUGCACGCAACAUCAAAGCCGAAGGAGAGAAGCUGUAUGCGAAGCUACAGCAGAUGGAUGCGCAGUGCAAAAAUCUGGAGGAAAAACAUGGAGCUCAUUCUGCGGUGGUCCGCAUGGCUCGCUCCCAGUACAUUUCUUUGACCAGCGCCUUCCAUGAGGCUAUGUCUGAAUAUAAUGAGGCUGAGAUGGCACAGAAGGAAAGCUGCAAGAUGCGCAUCCAGAGGCAGGCGGAGAUCAUGGGCAAGGAGGUGACUGGGGACCAGAUUGAAGAGAUGAUUGAGACUGGGAAGUGGAACGUGUUCUCUGAUGACCUGGUCACAGAUGGAAGAACAUUCCGCUCAGCGCUCAAUGAGAUUGAGAACCGUCACAAGGAGCUUCUGGAACUGGAGAGCCGCAUACGGGACAUUCACGAUCUCUUUUUCCAGCUGGCUCUGCUAGUAGAGCAGCAAGGGGCUAUGGUGGACAACAUUGAGGCCAAUGUGUGUGCGACACAGGAAUUUGUAGGCAGAGCUACUACAGAGAUAAAGAAAGCUGUGAAAUACAAGAAGAAAAACCCAUGCAGACAGCUCUUCUGCUGCUGUUUCCCGUGUUGCAAUAAGUGAUGAAUAACAUGCGUUAAUGCACGCCCAUGUCUCACCCUUUCACAAUCAUGCCUUUCACAAUAAUAGGCCUGUUUACUAAAGGCAUAGUGGCUUUAAAGAACAAUAAAGUUAACUGUGCGGUUGAUCACUCGGAUGCAAAGCAGCGUGCUGUUGUUGCAUGAGGGUCCCAUGAUUAACAGGCAGGCACAUUUAACCUCUUUCACCUCUUUCUUGCAUUUUGAUUUACUUCCUCAUGCUUGGCAUAUAGAGAGUGCUGUAGGCCAGUGGCCUGAGCGUGAUAGGUGUGACCAAGCUCACUGUGUUGUUAACCACAAAAAUAGCAGUGCAUAUUAUCUUCAUACAGUUCUGUCACUGUUUGUGCUGGGUAGAUGUUAGAGAACAUUUAUUUGGUGCAUGUGGAGAUGAGUUGUUGAACAGUGAACAGUUCUCAUGAAUUGUAGUAAUGUAAAAAAAAGUAUUCAUACUUGUGUCCGUGUAUUUUAAAAGUAUCUAAAGGGUAUUAUGUCUGCAGAGCAAGAAAGCUUUAUGUCUUAUGUCAAGUGGGCACAUUGUGCAGCCAAUUAAUAAUACCUGUUGUUAAUAUUCACUGUUAUCAUUAAUUUAAUAAAUAAUUUUACUUUGUAGUUUUAGUGUUAUGUCUUGGAAGAAGUUACUUUUACUGGUUUCUUUUAACUUCUCUAUUCUAGUUUCUGUUACAUAACUGAUAGUAGAGGAGAAUGCAGUACUUUACAGUCUUACAUCAGCAAUGGUAGCUGUAGCAGAUCCUGAAAAAUGCACUAUACAAAUAUUUUCCCAAUAAAUUCCUAACUGCUAAUACAAUAAGUAAUACAUAGAGUGGAUAAUAUGACAGUAUUUUAUCGUAUUCUGUUAAAUAACAUCGAAAUACACCACAAUAUGCUUUACUCUGCAUAUCUCGGUUAUCGUCAAUACUUACAGAGCGCUGAUCAGCUGCAUGUUUCAUUACAAAGAGAGCAUAAUUAUUUUAAUUUAGUUCAGCACAGUAUGUGAAAUGUUGAA